AUGAAGAAGAAGUCAGGGGAACUUACUUAUUACAAAAAAUACCCGAGUAUAACAAUUAAAAAUAAAAAAACUUAUACACCAGUAUUCAGUGUGAGAAACAUAGUAAUCACAGAUGAUGUCAGAAACACAAUAAUCCUGCAAUGCGAUGAGAAGAUUAUAGCCCACGGCGAUAUUUAUCGGAUAAUACCGACUCAAUUACCGAAUAGUAGUAAUUACGAUUAUCUCUUGGCUAAUCAACCCAAUGUACCGUUUCCGGCUGGUACCUAUGUCUGCUUUCCCAACUAUUUAAACAUCAAGAUCACCAGGACCAAGCAAGCUGAAGUAGUCGUCUUAAAACAGGGACCAAUAUGUGAUUUGAGUGUUUCCCAACAAACCAAAAAAGGAUCGACACCACAACCACCAAAUGGGCAAAAACAGCGACAGCAGCAGCAGCAGCAACGACAACAACACAUUAGACCACAACUUUACUUCGACGUCAUUCCAGUAACGGAAAUGAACCAGAAAAUAAUCUUAAACAAAAAAACUGAUAUCCAUUUACUCUGCACUCUGUGCUACCAGGGAAAUCUAAAACCGAAAAUGACCUUGACCUACGACGGGUCAGAGCUAGCAGGAAACAUAACACACAAUUCCAAAGACGAAUUACUGAAACUUGUAACUUUUCAAACCGAGUUCUACAUCAAGAACGUGUUCAGUGUCGACGAGAUGGUCCAUAUUCUGGUGAACACCACAUUCGAGGGAUCGAAUGAGCGAGACGACAAAAGUGACAUCGACCGACAUCCACCCGAAUACUCACAUUACUGGUCGGUGUAUUUAGUCGGGAAUGGAAGUGAACCGACUCUCGGCUCAGUAACAGACAGAUCAACGACUGAAGAAAGAUCUCACUCCACAGAUGGCGGCAACCUCGUCUUCUUCCUGCCCAUCAUCAUUCUCGUCCUCGUACUCAUCUUCAUAGUUGUCUGCUUCGCCAUUUUCUACUUCCGCAUUAACAAGAAGAUAAAAGUCAUCCAGGGAUCAACGAGCAUCAGCGGUGGAUCCAUCCCAUCCUCCCUGCGCACCAACACCCUUUCCAGGGUCGACCGCAACCUCUCCGUCUACGAUGAGAUCAACCUGGACGAGAUGAUCGAAUGUUUUGAAGAGAUGUCUGGUGGAGGUGUGGGUGUGGUGAUGGCAGACGGUGGUGUGAGGAGUAGUGGAUCGGUUGGUGGCGCUUAUGAAUGUCCUAGGAGAAGUUUUGGCCGUAGGGAUGAAUCUGGCAACCCAUGGUACAACCAGGCGAACAAGCACCACAGCUCCAACUUGUACGCUGGGAUCAACAACAACGGCGGCCAGCAACCACAAGAAGCCUACUCCAGCCUCAAGAAGCAUAUCAACCAAGAUGGACAUCUCUACCAAAAAGUUAACGCCGGAAGUAAAAACAACAGAGAGAAAAAACACAAAAAGAAAAACGCCGAAAAAGACAAAACUACAAACAACAAGACCGGCAAGAGCCACAACCGCUACAGCAACCCUAAACAGGAGAACAUUUCUUCAGUUCAAAACUUGGAAAAUGAAACAAACAACAACAACAACAACAAAAACGUCAGUAACAAUUUCAACAUCGUCAACAGUGCUAUCCUCAAAAAAGCUAACAAAAAAAAUAAAAAUAAAAAACAAACACUUCUUGAAUCAGCCGGUAUAGGAAAUGUGUAUUGA
Messenger RNA from Helobdella robusta, 1692 nucleotides. RefSeq lists its product as hypothetical. The record is from RefSeq and is a predicted model, not a curated record. The transcript has 9 exons. Bases 1 to 1692 code for a protein of 563 amino acids. NCBI's taxonomy places the organism in Eukaryota, Metazoa, Annelida, Clitellata, Rhynchobdellida, Glossiphoniidae.